Molecule: messenger RNA, 1662 nt
Organism: Mucor mucedo
Lineage: Eukaryota; Fungi; Mucoromycota; Mucoromycetes; Mucorales; Mucoraceae
Product: Alg9-like mannosyltransferase family-domain-containing protein
Exons: 1
Coding region: 58-1548 (496 amino acids)
Biological process (GO): protein N-linked glycosylation
Cellular component (GO): endoplasmic reticulum membrane
Molecular function (GO): alpha-1,6-mannosyltransferase activity
Source: RefSeq, a predicted model, not a curated record
AUUUUUUUAAUUUUCUAUUUUGAGUUUUGUCUUUUUAUUUAUUGUUUGAAUCUCGAAAUGAAGCUCGUGUUAGCAUGCCUAUUCACUUUAGUUGUGCUAGAAGCUUACUUAGCCCCAUUCACAAAAGUAGAAGAAAGUUUCAACCUUCAAGCAACUCAUGACAUUAUACAUCAAGCUUCCCACUACGAUCAUUUGGAUUUUCCCGGUGUUGUACCGCGUACUUUUCUGGGUGCUACGAUUUUAAGCUUGAUAGGCUGGCCAUUUAUUCAUUUUUUUCCCCUGUCACCUAUCGACGAACAAGUAUUAGUUCGUAUUAUACUUUCGGCUGGCGUUGUAUUUUCCCUCGGUAAAUUUGCCUCCGGAGGUGUUCGUUCUUUAUUUGGUUCUUUUACUGCUCAAAUCACCAUAGCUCUUUUGGUAUGCCAAUUCCACCUCGUGUUUUGGGCGUCUCGCACUUUACCAAAUAUGUUUGCGUUGCCAUGGGUUAUGAUGGGCUUGUCUCAUUGGCUGAUUAGUUUGUCUCAAACAAGCGGUCGCACGUAUCACAUCGAACAAAUGAUUCGGUUCCUGACAUUUUCUGGGAUUAUUUUUAGAUUCGAAGCUGGAAUUAUGUUGGUCAUUUUGGUGGGCACGGAAUGGCUUUGCGGUAGUAUUACAUUGGGAAAUAGCUUUAAGCAAACAAUUGUAACUGCAAUUAUUAGUUUAAUUAUUUCUGUACCACUAGACUCUUUCUUCUGGAAUGAAUGGGUAUGGCCCGAGGGUAUGGUUUUUUACUUUAAUGCUAUUCUUAACAAAAGCUCUGAUUGGGGAACCUUACCAUUCCAUGCGUACUUUCUGUCAUUUUUACCGCGUCUAUUAUUAAUAUCAUAUCCAUUAUCGAUUAUCGGUUUCUUUUUGGACUCGCGUGUUCGCCGAAUGCUAUCCCCAAUGAUUGUUUAUAUCCUUAUUUUCUCGUGUUUGCCACACAAAGAAUGGAGAUUUAUUAUUUAUACUAUACCUGUGUUUACUGCCGCCGCUGCCGCUUCCGUUUCUUCGGUUAUUACAGCCGCCCAUCGUUCUCAGAUCCAACGUGUAGCAUCAGUGGCUAUUGUUUUGGGUGCCCUCGCUUCAUUCGCUAUUUCUAUUAUCAUGUUCCAAAUUUCACGACUUAACUAUCCUGGGGGAGAAGCUCUUUACACUUUACAUGAAAUCGAGAAUAAUACACCUUAUGUCAGUGUUCAUAUGGAUGCAGACACGGCCAUGACAGGUGCUUCUCUUUAUGGUCAGUCCAAUCCUCACUGGUCAUACUCCAAGAAUGAGUCACAUAGCUCGGAAGAGGACUUUCUUAAAGCACACUAUACACACAUUAUUACCUCCACACCCGAAAAAUUUGAUAAGUCUAUAUUUGAAGUGAUUGAUCAAACCUACGGACUUGAUAAAGUCUCACUGAAAUCAAUCUCAGAAUAUAUGAAAUCUCUUCGGUCGAUGGAUAUAUCACCUAUUUCAUUCAAGAUGUCACCAAAGCUAUUUACGCUCAAGUUGAUUCAGCCUCAAAACAAUUUGGAUUGAAUUUACCGUACGCAAAUAUCCUGUUGUGCUUUAUAGCAAGACAUAGGUACGUCUUUCAAAAAAUAAAAGUUUCUGUGUUUUUAAGUUACCGAUACGCGAUUGUCCCUCUUUGCG